AUGACAAUCUCUUACGAUGAGGAAUUCUCCUCAUUGAUGCUCAGAUGGCGAGGUUCAAUUUGGAAAGCUGUGCUGAAAGAUCUCAUCGGUUUCUAUAUUCUCUACUAUAUUGUCUUGGCAGCACAGUAUUAUUUUUUGGACGAACCGGGAAAGGAGUAUUUUAGUGGGUGGAUUGCGUGGUGUGAAAUUGGAUCGACAUAUAUUCCGCUGUCGUUUUCACUGGGUUUCUUCGUUUCGGUGAUUGUGGCAAGAUGGUGGGUUUUUUGGGAGGAGACAGAUGUGAAAUUCCAAUACACUUUUGUGAUUAUAUGGUUUUAAUAAAAUUACAAUCAGAAGUCACCAAGUACCCCUUAACCUAGCCUCCCAGCAAAUCUCCCUACAUAUUUCCAGGUGGGAACAAUUUAAUUGGAUCUCCUGGCCCGACAAACUCAUGCUCAUGGUGGCCGCCUGCAUCCCGGGCGAAGAAAAUUUGAUAGUUCGUCAAACAAUUGCUCGCUGGAGCACACUUCAAGCCGCAAUCGCUUGGGCUGGAAUUUCAGUUCGCACACUGAAAAGAUUUCCAACUGAACGACACAUGGUUGCUGCAAAAAUUAUGACCGAAGAGGAAUAUGAUUUGUAUAUGAAUUUGGACGCUCCUCAAGGAAAGUGGUUUGUUCCAACCAUUUGGAUUAUUAAUUUGAUUAAGCAACAAUUGAAGAAGGGUGUUAUUGAUUCGGUGCAAAUGGAGAUGCUAUUGAAGCAUGUGAGUUCAGAAGAUUCCUUUCCAACCUCCUAAUUUUCCUUCAGGUCUACAGUUACCGUGAUGGAUUCGCUAUGCUCUUUGUCUACGAUUGGAUCAAAGUUCCACUUGUCUACACCCAGGUCGUUGCCAUCGCCACGUAUGGCUACUUCUUUAUUUGUUUAAUCGGUCGUCAACCAAAACUCGAUCAAAAAUCAAUGGAAAAAGAGAUUGCUAUUCUCUUCCCAAUCUUCACCACCUUUCAAAUGCUCUUCUAUAUUGGUUGGUUAAAAGUCGGACAAUAUUUGAUGAAUCCAUUCGGUGAAGAUGAUGAUGACUUCGAACUGAACUACGUCAUCGAUCGUAACACAGCUGUUGCUCAUAUGAUGGCUACAGAACUGGCUGAUCAACUUCCAAGCAUUGAUCAACCAAUGUACCCAACAAUUCCUCAUACCAGAGCCUCUUUCAAAAUCCAGGAUGUGAUUCCGAAAUCACACUUGGCUGGAUUUGAACUAACUGAACAUGAUAUGAAAUUGAUUAAACCUGAAGAUUUGGAAGAACAUGAGAAGUUACUAGAAGAGACGAGAGCUGCGAAUCGCAAUCGAUUAGGAACAUUGGUUAGAGCUAUGGACAGGAAAAGUGAAUAA
Caenorhabditis angaria is the source of this 1365-nucleotide messenger RNA. The record is from the annotation of a GenBank genome assembly. Lineage: Eukaryota; Metazoa; Nematoda; Chromadorea; Rhabditida; Rhabditidae.